Pseudoliparis swirei is the source of this 3838-nucleotide messenger RNA. RefSeq lists its product as uncharacterized. The record is from RefSeq and is a predicted model, not a curated record. Bases 648 to 1937 code for a protein of 429 amino acids. The transcript has 7 exons. Lineage: Eukaryota; Metazoa; Chordata; Actinopteri; Perciformes; Liparidae.
CCCUCCGGCUCUAUAUGACAUAGCUCAGCCCGUCCCGAUGCCGUUGUAUAAUGUUUCGAUUGUAAUAGUGGCGUGUUCCGCAUUGGAGGGGCGCUACAGUCUAUGGUCGUUAGCCCCGGUGCUACUGUAUAAUAGUCUAGUGGUCUUGUUCGUGAGGGUACCGCACGGCCUGGGAUGUGUGUGUGUGCCCGCUAGCUACCGUACAGAUAGUCCCAUGGACUACAAGGAGACACGUGGUCACUAUACUGUUGUAUAAUAUUUCGAUUGUAAUUCAUCUUUAUAUAAAUAUAUAUAUUCAAUCACUCUUUUAGUAUAAAACAUACACUGACGCUGUGUUUUUAUUAAUUAGCAGAUCAUGGAUAAUAUAAAUAUUGGUAACACCGAAAAUAUGCCUCCAUCAGCUGCUGUAUGUUCCGGUAGUGAGUAUUAAAUAAUUAUAGUAAUGAUGAUAUGGGCUAAUAGUGUUUUUGUCACGGACUAUAUGUAUGAUUUAUCGUGUUUGUAGACAGGCUGAAACGUAGGCGUCCUCCUCCAGGCGUAAAGACAUGCGCACCAACGCCGUUUGACUCCGCCCCACCGGUCAAUGACGCUGCAUCAGAACUAGAUGCGGCCAUAGCUUGUAUUACCGGGGAUCUUUCAAGACACCUAUGAGAUCUGCCUGUGUUAAACUAUUGACACAUCCUGUUGUAUACAGUCAGGACAUCGGUGCACAGCUAUCAGAGGCUGUAAAGAUCCCUUUGAGACAUGUGGGUGGUAAAAUAUUGACACAUCCUGUAGCAUACCGUCAGGACAUUGGUGCACAGCUAUCAGAGGAUUUUCAGUGCAGACCAGUCCUAGCAUCAGCCAUCCCCUCAUCAGAUGAUGAACCCCUGAGCUGUGCUCAGUUGUAUACACCCUCAUCACCACAGCCAAAGAAGAAGAAGAAGCAGAAGAAGCUGAUACAUAACAGAGCGGCGAUUCCAUUAUCAAGGGAGACGCAGACCAUUGAUAAUACAUGCUCUUCUGAGACACAAACACCUCGGGAGCCAACGACAAGAACAAUUGCUACACAGACGAAGCGGUGUAUUCAAACCGUCCCCAAGAAGGCCAUUAAAAGAACCGUGAAAGCCUCACAGGAGCCAACACAGACGAAGCAGUUGAUUCAAACCGUCCCCAAGAAGGCCAUUAAAAGAUCUGUGAAAGCCUCCAUUACCCAAGUCCACACAGGCAGCAGCAGCAGCAGCAGCAGCAGCAGCUGUAACGUCAACAAUACACCCUACGACUACUGCGCCGAUGACAUUGAGAUAAAUUCAGGUUUUGACGCAACGUCCCCACAGAUGGUGAUACAACCUAUGGUUCAUACAUCAACAGAUCUAUGUUUAGAGGCCUGUGAUAUACCAUCCGAAGUGUUAGAGCUUUUGGCCAGCUUCUGUCCAGAGCCACUGGUUGAUGGGAGGGGUGUUGUCGAUAAUCAGCAUACAGAAUUGAGAGGUUUGCUUGGGGACAUACAGGUGUGCAUUAGUACGCUAGACACAUCACACAUUGACUUGGUAGCCGACCUAUCUGACCGUUACAUGUCUGCGGAUAAAACGGCGGCCGUCUUUAACACUACACUUUUAGAGGCCAUCAAUGCACUCGGUGUUGGUCUGUCGGCCGACAUACACAGGGAGUUUAGUGUGCUAAACACAUCACUCAAUACCUUAGGCUCCACCCUAUCUGCCCGUUACAGGGCUGAGGAUCAAGCAUCGGCCAUCGUGAGCACUACGCUUUUAGAGGCUAUCAGUGCCCUUGGGGUUGGUCUGUCUGACUACUACCGUGUCGAGAAUAAAACCAUUAUUGAUGCGGUAAAUACCCUCGGUGUAACUCUCGUCAGAAUUGCGCAACAGGUAGUCCUCAGAAGCAAUGCCAACAACACAAUCACUCGUGCUCUAAUAACCACAAUACACAAUCAUGUUUGAACAGAUGUAGACUGCGGCAGUGUUAUACCAGCCACCUCCACAGGGGGGAGCCACAGUUGUUGUUGUUUGUUUUUGUUGCCUCCAUUUAAAAAAAAAAUUUAAUACGCUAUUACGAUCUAAUGUAGUUUUUUCUUUGUUUCAACUGUGUUGCUUGUUCACAUAAUGUCGCCACCACGUAAGGUCUAUCGUUAUAGCCCUCAGGACCUUACUGUUGAUAGGUUAACAGAUACACCUGAUGAUGAUGAUGAUGAGCUGGCGUGCCCUAUACACACACAAAUAAAUCCUUUGUCAGCUCUUGAGAUUGAAUGGAAUGAAUGGUUAGCACGACACGACUCCCAUCCACCGACCAUUGUGAAUAGGAGUGUCCCUGACGAGGGAAUGAUUGACACGCUAAUAAAUCCUUUGACAGCUCUUGACGAUGUCUUGAAUGAAUGGUUAGCUCGAAACGACACCAAUCCACCGACCAUUGUGAAUAGGAGUGUCCCUGACGAGGGAAUGAUUGACACUCUGAUAAAGCCUUUGUCAUCUCUUGAGAAUGAAUGGAAUGAAUGGUUAGCUCGAAACGAACCCAAUACACCGACCAUAGUGAAUAGGGGUGUCCCUAAUGCCUGUGUGAUUGACGGGUCCUUGUGUGAUGACGGUGCUGUAUCCAUAGAUGAGCAGUUAUACAUUGUCGAACCACCUCCUGAUAUGACACACGACACCCCACCUGAUAUGACACACGACUCCCCAGGGAUUGAUGAAGCUACAAACUCUAUGUGCGUUCAAAGAGGGUCUACACCCGUACAGAAUGCCUCAAACGGCACACAGGAGGGAGGGGGUGUGCUUGAGCAGCCUUCGUCAUCAUCAGCAACAACAACAACAGCGUCAGCAGGGGGGUGUGUUACAGGCAGUUUACCUAUCCGUGAUAUACCAUUGUUUAAUGCUUUUGAGCUACGCCAACGUGUUGAUUUUCGUGACAUACGGCUUCAGGAUAUUGAAAUGAUUCCCGCCAUGAUUCGUGAUGCUGUGGGUGGGGCUAUCGACCAAGCUGUGAAUACAGCUCCUAGAGGUAGUGUUUUGAAUGUCGUAUUGCGAGGGCCGUCGCUGGCCAGCGAUGUGCAAGCCAUAUUACGGUCCGAUGAUGCAUACAAUGCGGAUUUGUUUCUUGAGCUAAUAUCCAGGGUAUUGCAAAGCAAUGAUGACUCGUUAUCUGACGAUUCGUUGGACCUGAUUGUGACAGUAGCCCGUAACAGGAGUGGGGGUGUUGGGGAACGACUAAAAUUGGGAGGGGUGACCUAUGACGAAAUACUGUCUAAAAAAGGACGAUUUCUCUACCAUGCGGGUAACCUGGACAAUCAACUGUGCUUUGCCAUGUGUAUAGCACGUUAUAAAUACCCCCAGACCUCAGCUGUUGAUAGACUGACCUACGCUACACGGAUACAUCAGGCAGCCGGUUUUGAUAUAAACCAUCCUAUCACACUCACAGACGUUGGUAAAUUUGAAAGACUUUUGGGUGUAAAGAUCAUAGUCUUUCACAACCGGGUAGGCUGUAAACGUCUCGAAUGUUUUCAGACCCAAGACACUCCACACCCUCAAACAGUAUGGUUAUAUCUACACAAUAAUCAUUACUACCUGAUCGAAAACAAGAAGGGUUUUUUCGGGGCGAGAUACAUUUGCGACUAUUGUUAUCAAACAUACAGUACCAUAUUGUAUCACAAUUGCUCACAGCUAUGCAAUGUGUGUUUCAACAUAGAGUGUCGGACCCGUGGCGAGGCAAAGCUGAAAUGUGGUGAUUGUAAACGCCUCUGUAAUUCAAAAUUCUGCUUCGAACAGCACAAAAAACCUGAAAUGGUUCACAAGUAUAUCCCCUGCAAGACCUUGAAACACUGUGACGACUGCGGGACGCUCUACAGACUGGC